CGUAGAUACCCUGCAUCAAAGUGACGGUACUAGGAAACACGUGUUGUCACUGGAAUAUGUGAGCUACUUUGCAAACCUAGAAAGUGCAAAUCGUGUAGCUCGGAUAAGCUGUCUUUGCAGCCUGCAAAGAAGACUGACGAAAUGGCUGCACUUUAUUCUGGGAUUCACCUCAAACUAAAAAAUUCAAAGGUUCCCUGGGAGGACAAAUUAAAACUGGCCCAUUUUGCUUGGAUAUCUCAGCAGUACUUCAUUCCGAACAAAGAACAGGUUUUACUCGAUUGGGUUUGUCACACUCUAUUUACAAACUGUGCCAAAAAAUUGGAUCUAAAGGAUGACACUGAACAAAAGCUAUGGAGCUUUCUAGACAAUAUUCUACAUAGCAAGAAGCUACAAAAUUUUCUGAAGAAGGGCAAAUCUUUAAACCUUCGCUUCACUAUUGCACAGGCCAUAAAUGAUUUUAUUGAAUCCUCUUGCAGUCAGAAAGGACCACAGACUGGCACCGGCACAGUUCUUAGCUGCUGUCAUGCUAUUCUUUCAACUCCUUCUCUUGCCUUUGUAUACACUGCCAAGUGUGAACUCAUUGUGGAACUGCUAAAUAAGCUGUCUGUAUUGGCUUGUCGUUGUUUAGCUUUAAAGGAUCCCAUUACAAAUCAAGUGCUUGAAGUGCUUCUGGUGUCUUUAAACCAAUACAUUAUAAUACAGAGGCAGCAGAACAACCCAAACAGAAUAUUUGGCCAAGUUGUGGCACAGCUUUUCCAACCCUUAUUGAUAUUAAGGCACACCUUAAAUAAUUAUGCUUGGGAUAGAGAUAAUGACAGUCGUGUUGGCAUCCAGCACAGUAAGGAAAUUCGUUGCAAAGCAGAGUCUGUUCUUCAAAUGGGCAUUUUUCAGACUGAGCUCCUUUCUUCUUACAAAGAGGAGUUACUCGCUGAAAAAGACUUUUUAGAGAAGAAAAAAGGACCCCUCAAAAUCCUUUUAACACCUGUUGGAUCUCUCCUGUCGAAGUUAGAGGAUUCUAAUUUUUGUGAAAAAGAAAUCUAUAACUCUGUUGUAUCAAGUUCAAUACCUCUUCUUUAUAAACUGUUUUUGAAUUCCUACUGCAAAGAUGGAAACCAGCUGGUCUGUUUUAACAUGCUGGUCAGACUUUAUGAGUCCCUUCAGACUACAAUCAUUCAAGAAAAUAAUGAUCUACAUGUGUCAAAGUUGAACACAGGCCUAUAUGCUCUUGAUCAGAUUCUAAGCCUGGUCGUCAGUAAUGAUAUAUACAAUAUUGCUGUGGACCGAAUAAGGCACCAAGAAGUUCAAUAUAAUUUCUACAGUAAAUUAGCAAAAAAACUUAUAUACAGCUAUCGUGCUCCUGUACCUGCCUGGUUCCGUUGUCUGAAAGAUUUAACCUUGUUAAAUCACCUAAUUGUAGAGCCUGAUAUGGAAGAACUAGUUUCAUGUGCAUGGGUUUUUGCAGACAUUUCAGACAUGCGGAUAAGGAAGGCCCAGGAAAUAUUGGUUGCUAGUUUGCUUGAGACUUAUGCCAAGCUUCGCCAGUUCCCAAAACUAUUUGAAGUAGUUCUAAUAGUAAUAUGUCGGCCAGCAUCCAAUGAACUUAAACAUCCAGUUUUGUCUCCUGCUUUAACACAGCAUUUUGUAGCUGCUCUUAUUGAACUUCCACCAAAUCAGAUCUUGGAUAUAUGGACAAUGAUUCUGGAAAAAUGCUCUUCUGAUGUUCUUCCAGUCAUUAAAAAUGACUCUGACACAUCACUAAAAUUGAUCUCACUUAGUGCUAUUCUGCAUUGUUUGCUAUUUAACAUGAAAAGUAUUGACCGUAAUACCCCACUGCCUGUUAUAUUACGUCUUCAAGAUUUAAUGCAGAAAAUGAUGGAUAAACUAAUAAAACCCUCACUUGAUCUUAUUAAUGAUCAUUGCAUAGAACCAUCUCCUGCACUUUGGCUUCUAAAGCUUUGUGAUUCAACUCUGUUGUUAGUAUACACCUGGCUAGAAGUAAAUACUAUGAUAACAUUGAACUGCAGUAAGUAUACAUCCCAGCUGAUUAAAGGACCUGUUGAAGCACAACUUGCUUUGGAACCAUGGGACUUUUCUCCACUUUUAAGAGAGAAAAGCUGUUGGGAGAAGAUACUAACCCUAACUAUGACAUCAAAUGCAGCAAGCAAGUACUACCUGGGACUACUUUCUGUGCAGAAAUUAAAACACAUUUUAAUGCAGAUCAGUUUCCCAAGUGAGACGAGUAUUAGCUCACUUAAAACAAUUGCAUCUUUUGUUUUUAAUCUCAGAGUUGAUCUUGUGAUUCCUGAGAAGUUUGAAUCCUGGGGGGGUAAUACAAACACAGUUAACCAGGAUUGUUUCCCAGUCGCCUACUGGCACCUAAUUACAUCAAACCUUUUAAUCCUCUAUCCGUAUGUUACAGCCGAAGAAACCAAAACUGUAGCGGAUUUUCUUCUUGAAACACUAUUACUGACAAAGAGUGAAGAAGACCAUGAACAGGCAAUCACACUGAAAAAUAUAUCUGUUGGCUUGCUACAGAGUGAUAUUUUUGCAGAGAUGCGUGCCUUGCAAUGUGCUUUCCUCACCAGCAUCAUCAAAAAAUGUGCAGGUAUAAUGCAGAAUGAGCAUAACAAUAUAAGUGAAAUACUUGCUCUACUUUCAACGGACAGUUUAAAUUGGCAUGAAGAAGUUUUUUCUACCAGAAAAGUAUCAAAAGAGUGUGAAAAUGCUACUCUUGAUAAUGCUUCCCUUUGUUGGCUAAACAUGGAAAAUGCUGCUAAAAAGAUAUUGUAUGUGACAAGAUGUGAAAAUGGUCUUGGUUUGAGUGACUGUCAUACAGCUCAGCUUGUAAAUGUGAUUAGUUUUCUCUCUGAGAUCAAACCUGACAGCCUCACACCAUUAGAUCAGAGCCGAUGCUUUCUGUUACUGCUUUCAUUAGCAAGAGCAGACAGUUCUCCCAGAACCCUUCAUCAUCUAACAAACUGUUAUAAAAUCCUGUCAUGUCUUCUUACUGGAAAGCAUUCCACUGGUGUAUUCAAACUACUGUAUGCUAGUGACAUCCUCGAAAUUGUUUUUAAUUCACUUUUUAAAGCUAAUUGGAAUCAGUAUGAAGAAGAUGGGAGGAAUCAUGGUUGGUUGGAAUUUGUUGAGAUUCUGCAUUCUUUUUUUGAAUCCUUUUUAAAACUGAUUGUCGAGAGAAAGCAGAGUGUUCUCAUUAAUCUGGAAAAAUGUACAGCCUUCUUGCUGACUUCUGUACCUUCUGCAGAUGACAUAUGCUGGACUUCUUCAGUGCAUCACUUGUAUUUAGUGGCUGUUAAUACUUUGUGUGAGGUUAUAACUUUUUUGCUGCUGGAGCAACGUGCAAACAAACAACGAGCUGAAGCAUUUGCCUCUCUUUUGCAAAAAGUUGUUUUAAAAAUGGGUACAACAGUCAGUCAAAGCCUAAAGGUCAGUGUCGCUACUCGUCUGCUGCCAUCCUUCCUUGUAUCAUGCGUGACCAGUCUUCUGGAAGCAGAAUUGAGCUGUUUGUCUCUUAUGGAAACAAGUAACAUGAAACUGGAUAGCUACAAGUACAAUAAAGAGCUUCUCAACACAGAACUGUAUAAAAGGUUUUCCUCCCAAAUCAUGAAGGAACUUUGCUACGCAGAGGAUCAGACUGUAUUUCUAAAAUCUUCCUUGCAUUAUUUGGCAAAAUGCAUUACAGCAAAAGAAACCUGUAUUCCUCAGGAAAGCACUGUCCUCACAAUGUUUGGUUCGAUUAAGAAGCUACUGACUGCUCCAUGGAUUAAUGUUCAGAUCACGUGGAGUAUACUUGAAGAAGUAAGUGAACUUUAUAAUCAGAUGGCACAGAUCUGCAGCAAUGAGGAAUUCUAUACAAUGUUAAAGCUAGCCCUACAAUGGCUGGAAGUCCGAAACCUAUGGGAAAAAAAUGAUAAGGAUCAAUUUGCCGGUAUCACAAUUAUCAAGUUGUUUCUUACUUGCUACUUAAGUGAAGACAACAGAAAACUGUUCUGGUUUUCAGCACCCCAAGUCAUUACAUCAUUGGUGACUCUAAGCAAAGAAGCUUGCAGAAACCGCUUACUGCUUCCAACUAUUGUUGUACCUUCACUGGAGGUGAUUGCCUUGCUAUUGAGGCAGGGAGAAGGGUUCCUGACAAAUCCCCACCAUAUUACACUCUCCUUCGACAUUCUCUUAGCAGUGCCUCUUGAUCAUUUGAAGGCAGAGGAUUACUACAGCAUUUUCCUGGGAGUUCAUGAAGUUUUGUUCUCCAUACUGCAGUGUCAUUCUAAGGCUAUGUUACAAUCUGUACCAUCAUUCCUCAACAGCUUUUACAAAUUGGUUUCAUCUGUAAUGCAUGAAGGAAGGCAGAAAGGAGACAAAGUUUCCCAAAUCUUGUCACCUGAAUUUGAAGUUGUGCUGAAAUGUGCGCGAUUAGUAGAACGCAUGUAUACCCACAUUGCAGCAAAAACUGAGGAAUUUACUGUAUUUUCAGCUUUUAUUGUUUCCCAGUACAUAAAUGAACUUCAGAAGGUGACCUUGAAUUCUGCAGUGAAAAAACAUUUAUCUGAGGGAAUUUUCCACAUUUUGGACCUGUGCAUUGAACGAGAUAUCAAAUUCUUAAAUGCAUCUUUACCUAUGGGACUAAAAGAAGUGUUCAAAGAGUUGUACAAUGAGUAUACUCACUACUAUAAAACAAAGAACCAAGCAGAUGAAAAAUAUAAGGCCUGAAAAAAAGAAUUAACCAUAUAAAUAUUUAUGUAUGGUGCCUAAAUAAAUAAAUGUAAAUAUAACUUGCACUUUUAUUUACUUUUGUAUCUGGCUUUAAAAUAAUGUAUUUUCAUUUAUACAUUUUAAUACCCAGACUGUACUUGGUUUCUGUUAUGUAACCAAAUAAACAAAAUUAAAUCUUUUAAA
Molecule: messenger RNA, 4911 nt
Organism: Xenopus tropicalis (tropical clawed frog)
Lineage: Eukaryota; Metazoa; Chordata; Amphibia; Anura; Pipidae
Gene: urb2
Product: URB2 ribosome biogenesis 2 homolog
Exons: 10
Coding region: 142-4725 (1527 amino acids)
Biological process (GO): regulation of signal transduction by p53 class mediator
Source: RefSeq, a predicted model, not a curated record